CCGACGAGGCGACGACGCACCGGGACCCCGUCCGUCCGCUGCUCUGUACCCGCUGCCCGGUGCUCUGUGGACGGGGAGAGAGACAGACAAACAGGGAUUCUAAACGAGCUGGAGGAAACGUCCAUCCAUCUCAGGGCAACAAAGGCAGCUCCUCACACCCUUGCAGAGCAGCAGGCCUCCGUCAUGACUGUUUGAAGGGGGGACGCGGACCCACCGUGGCCCAUGCACUGUACCCGUUUCCCUCCCUGUCCUCCUUAUCCCUCAAGCUGACGCAGAACCCCAGACACCUGCCCCCCCCUCCCCCACCCUCACUCCCACCCGGUCCCCAGCGACUCGCCGCCUCCCGCCAUGGUGUCCGGCACAGAGACCGUGCACUACAUCCACCUCCACAACUCCAGCCAGUCGGUGCUGGAGGCCCUGCGCACCCAGCGGCGCGAGGGCCUCUUCUGCGACGUGACGGUGCGGAUACACGACGCCUCGCUGCGCGCCCACGCCUGCGUCCUGGCAGCCGGCAGCCCCUUCUUCCAGGACAAGCUGCUGCUGGGCCACUCUGAGAUCUCCGUGCCGCCGCUGGUGCCCGCCGAGACCGUGAAGCAGCUGGUGGAUUUCAUGUACAGCGGCUCGCUGGUGGUGCUGCAGUCGCAGGCCCUCUGCAUCCUCACCGCCGCCAGCAUCCUGCAGAUCAAGACGGUCAUCGACGAGUGCACCCAGAUCAUCUCUCAGAGGAAGGCGGCGGCCACGGCGGCGGCUGCAGCUGCUGCAGCUGCUGCGGCGGCGGCGGCGGCGGCAGGAGGAGGGAUGCUCGGAGGAGUUCUCCCAAAACAGGAAGAGCGUGGCGGGGGAAAGGAAGGGAGAGCAGCGGCGGUGGAAGCUGUUCUGUUGGUGCGGGCGGGGGCGGAGGUUACGCAAACUUCCCCAACUUCAUGGCUGAAUGCGGGUCCAGCAACAUGGGAGGAGGGUUGGGGGCGCCAGCGAGAGCGGCCCGGGCCCGAUGGAGCAGGCCAACGCGGUGAGUCUGAUGGCGCUGGGCGACAUGGGCCCCGGCUCCAUGUGCGGAGACGGCCUGGGCACCGGGGCCGGCGCCAUCCUCAUGAAGCAGAGCUCCAGCUGCACUCAGGACGUCAGGUACAAACUCCGGGACCUGCUGGCUCAGACGGCCAACGGCGCCAACACCAGCAGCACGGGGAACCUGUCGGCGGCCUGCAGCUCCGGCGUGGGCAGCGUGGACAGCAUCGGCAGGGACAGCCUCCGCGGCAACGCCACCGACCUCUCCGACGACCUGGUGGCGAUGGAGAGGUACAGCGAGGAGGAGGACCUGGACGUGAGGGAGCGGGGGAGAGACGGAGACAGAGAGAGGGGGUGAGCCACAGCCGCAAGCAGAGGCAGCCGCUGAGACUCCAGGUGCUGGGAGGAGAAGGGGUGGUGGUGAAAGAUGAAGGGGUUCAGGACCCAGAUGGAUCCGUCUACGGCAUGGAGGACCAGAGGCGGGCCGGACAGCAGGAGGGCUCCCAGGAAUCCAUGGCUGGCUUUGGACAGGAUUUCUACGAUGAGCAGGGGGUGUUCUCGGAGAGUUUCUGGCCCCAGAGCGAGCCUCCUCAGGCCAUGGCUUUCAACCCCAGAGGAAGGGUCAACAAGCCUCUGACUCCGCCUCCGACCACGCAGUCCAUCAACAACCAGCUUCUCUUCCAGUACCCAGUGAGCCAGUCGCAGCCAGCUCCCUUCUAUGUGGGCGGGCCCAUGGGUGGGAUUGACAGCAUGGCAGGGACCGAGCCCACUCAGCAGGCCCCGCCGCCGGCGCCGAUGACCCCGGCCCCGCCUCCCUCCGCCUCCUCCUGCUCGGCAGGCCCCUCCCCUUCCUCCCAGGGAUCCGAGACCUCGUUUGACUGCACGCACUGUGGCAAAUCUUUACGUUCCAGGAAGAACUACAGCAAGCACAUGUUCAUCCACUCCGGUCAGAAACCUCAUCAGUGCUCCAUCUGCUGGCGCUCCUUCUCCCUGCGUGAUUACCUCCUCAAACACAUGGUGGUGCACACCGGCGUCAGGGCCUUCCAGUGCUCCAUGUGCGGCAAGCGCUUCACCCAGAAGAGCUCGCUCAACGUGCACAUGCGCACCCACCGUGCCGAGCGCACCUUCCAGUGCAACGUGUGCCACCGGGCCUUCACCCACCGCACCUUGCUGGAGCGCCACGCCCUGCAGCACGCCCACCACGCCCCGCCGGGCCAAGGCCAGGGGCGUGGAGCCGACAUGACCUCACCUACCAAGCACAGCCCUCCGGCUCUGGGAGGGCCCUCAGGUAUGGCUGGCGCGGCUGGCAUGGUCGGCAGCAUGGCCAACAUGCCAAGCCACGGAGCUUCCUCCACCUAGAGAGGGAGGGGAGAUACGGGGGGGGAGAUUAGAGGGGGAGGUUAGUGAGCCCAUUCCUUGAACCAACACUAAUUUGGUCCUAACAGCCUUGUUGACCUUUUGUUCUGGUGGGUUCCCAUUGUUUUAGCUUAGCGACACCUUCAAUCAGGGUUCCUACACAGUCUGAACGUUUUGGAAUUGCACAAAAAUCUUGAAAAAGUUUGUAAAAAUAGUUGAAACCUCCCAAGAAAUCCUUCUUAAAUAGCUGUAGUGCUCCUGUCAUUUCCUGUGUUGUGACGUCCGUUGCCACGACGACUAAUCGUGAGCUCAAGACAUCUAAAAUCCAUCCAAAAAGUUUCUUUUUUUUGAUGGAAUUUUAUUUUAUUAGAGAACGUGUAGGAACCCUGUUUCAAAGACACAAAAGAGUCACCAAAGAGGUUAGGAAUACAGAGCGGGUA
Molecule: messenger RNA, 2801 nt
Organism: Anoplopoma fimbria (sablefish)
Lineage: Eukaryota; Metazoa; Chordata; Actinopteri; Perciformes; Anoplopomatidae
Gene: zbtb45
Product: zinc finger and BTB domain containing 45
Exons: 6
Coding region: 349-2364 (671 amino acids)
Biological process (GO): regulation of transcription by RNA polymerase II
Cellular component (GO): nucleus
Molecular function (GO): DNA-binding transcription factor activity, RNA polymerase II-specific; RNA polymerase II cis-regulatory region sequence-specific DNA binding; protein binding
Source: RefSeq, a predicted model, not a curated record